AUGAAGUCUAUUCACCAAUUGGCCCGCCGCCAGGCGUUGACUGGGCUCGCCAUGCCCCGUGUGCUGUCGACUCAGAACUUGGCAGCCAGCCGAACAUGGCAGCGCGCUUUCAGUGCCUCUGCCCCAGCUGCCUCACAACUCCCUGGCCUCGACCCUUCAAAGUUGACUAUCACGAAGACAACCACCCCCAAGGAGCCAAUGGACUCCAAGGACCUUGUUUUUGGAAAGUACUUCACUGACCACAUGCUUUCCGUGGAGUGGACCGCCACCGAGGGGUGGCAUGCACCACAAAUCGUUCCUUACCAGAACCUCAGCCUGGAUCCCUCAACCUGUGUGUUCCACUAUGCGUUUGAGUGCUUUGAAGGAAUGAAGGCAUACAAGGAUAGCAACGGCGGCAUCCGUCUUUUCCGCCCUAAUAAGAACAUGGAGCGACUCAACAAGUCCUCUGCUCGCAUUGCCCUGCCCACCGUGGAUGGUGACGCUUUGACAAAAAUCAUCGGCGAGUUCGUCAAGACUGAUAGCCGAUUCAUUCCGGAUGCUCGCGGUUACUCCCUGUACCUGCGCCCUACUAUGAUUGGCACACAGAAGACUCUCGGAGUUGGCCCACCUGGCUCUGCUCUCUUGUUUGUCAUUGCCAGCCCUGUGGGUCCUUACUACCCUACUGGAUUCAAGGCCAUCUCCCUGGAGGCCACUGAUUACGCCGUCCGCGCCUGGCCCGGCGGUGUCGGAGACAAGAAGCUCGGAGCUAACUACGCUCCUUGUAUCUUGCCUCAGCUCGAGGCCGCCUCACGUGGAUUCCAGCAAAACCUGUGGCUCUUCGGCGAGGAGGAGUACGUGACCGAGGUUGGCACUAUGAACCUCUUCAUCGCCCUGAAGAACAAGGAGACCGGACAGAAGGAGCUUAUCACCGCUCCUCUCGACGGUACCAUCUUGGAGGGUGUUACCCGUGACUCUGUGUUGACCCUUGCUCGGGAGAGACUUGAGCCUCUCGGCUGGGCCAUCAAGGAGCAGAAGAUUCGUAUGUCAGAGGUUGCUGAAGCUUCUGAGGAGGGCCGUAUGAUUGAGGUCUUCGGCGCUGGCACUGCUGCUAUCGUCAGCCCCGUUCGCAACAUUAGCUACCGCGGUAAGAUGGUCGAGUGCGGUCUGAAGGAGGACGAGGAGGCUGGUGAGAUUGCCCUCCAGAUGAAGAACUGGAUCGAGGGUAUCCAGUACGGUGACGAGCAGAACCCUUGGAGCGUUGUGAUUUAA
This is a messenger RNA of Penicillium olsonii, 1248 nucleotides long. NCBI's taxonomy places the organism in Eukaryota, Fungi, Ascomycota, Eurotiomycetes, Eurotiales, Aspergillaceae. The record is from the annotation of a GenBank genome assembly.